Lentinula edodes (shiitake mushroom) is the source of this 1895-nucleotide messenger RNA. RefSeq names its product glucose-6-phosphate isomerase. Gene Ontology annotation, molecular function: glucose-6-phosphate isomerase activity; carbohydrate derivative binding; monosaccharide binding. Gene Ontology annotation, cellular component: cytosol. Lineage: Eukaryota; Fungi; Basidiomycota; Agaricomycetes; Agaricales; Omphalotaceae. Gene Ontology annotation, biological process: gluconeogenesis; glucose 6-phosphate metabolic process; glycolytic process. The coding region runs from base 91 to 1749 and encodes 552 amino acids. The transcript is spliced from 7 exons. The record is from RefSeq and is a predicted model, not a curated record.
AGUUUGCCGGCCCGACAUUACCACCACGACGUAUACUUAUAUCGAUGUCAAUGAUCCCGCCUUUACCAAUCUAAGUCUUGUACUCUUAUCAUGUCUGGAAAAUUAGCCUCAGAAUAUGACUCUUGGAAGAAAUUGCAGCACAUCUACGACUCUGAGCGGUCGAAGCUGAUCCUGAAGGAUCUCUUUGCUCAGGAUCCUGAUCGUUUCUCCAAGUUUUCUACAGAUUACGUUUCUACAAGCGGGCCAGAUGUAACGUUUUUGCUGGACUACUCGAAGAACUUGAUUACCCAGCCCAUCCUCGACACUCUUCUCUCCCUCGUCCGCGAAGCUCAAGUAGAGUCCUUCCGAAACAAAAUGUUCGCUGGCGAGCACAUCAACACCUCGGAAGACCGAGCUGUUCUUCACGUUGCCCUCCGAAACUUCAACGACUUCCAAAUUCAAGAAGCUGGCACAGACGAAGUCGCGUCGGUGCUGGAGCACAUGAAAGUCUUUUCCGAAUCCGUCCGAAGCGGCGAGUGGAAGGGAUACACUGGCAAGACGAUCAACACCAUCGUGAACAUCGGCAUUGGUGGAUCCGAUCUUGGCCCAGUCAUGGUCACUGAGGCGCUCAAGCCCUACUCCAAGCGUGACCUCACUGCGCACUUUGUGUCCAACAUCGAUGGCACGCAUAUAGCAGAAACUCUGCGAGCCUGUGAUCCUGAAACGACUCUUUUCAUCAUCGCCAGCAAAACGUUUACGACCCAGGAGACGAUCACCAAUGCUGAAUCUGCAAAGGAAUGGUUCCUUUCUUCGGCUAAAGACCAAGCUCACGUCGCGAAGCAUUUUGUCGCUUUGAGUACCAAUACCAAGGCCGUUACUGCAUUUGGCAUUGCCAAGGAGAACAUGUUCCAGUUUUGGGACUGGGUUGGUGGACGGUACUCCCUCUGGAGCGCAAUCGGACUGUCGAUCGCGUUAGUAAUUGGUUAUGACAACUUCGAGCAGCUGUUGAAGGGCGCGCAUGCAAUGGACAAGCAUUUCAAGGAGACUCCCUUGGAGAAGAACUUGCCCGUUCUGUUAGCGGUUGUCGGGAUCUGGUACAACGACUUUUACGGUGCACAAACGCAUGCAUUGCUACCAUACGACCAGUACUUGCACAAGUUUGCCGAUUACUUCCAGCAGGGAGAUAUGGAGUCAAACGGAAAGACUGUCACAAAGAAUGGACAUCGGGUAAACUAUGAAACGGGACCCAUUCUCUGGGGUGCAGCAGGCACCAAUGGCCAACACUCUUUCUACCAACUUGUCCAUCAGGGCACCAAACUCAUACCAACUGACUUCAUUGCCCCAGCCACCACACACAACCCCAUUGCACAUUCGAAGCAUCACCGUAUUCUCCUAUCCAAUUUCUUUGCUCAGCCGGAGGCAUUGGCCUUCGGUAAGACCGAGGAGGAGGUCAAGAAGGAGUUGGGGAGUGGAGCGAGUGAGGCACUGAUCAAGAGUAAGGUGUUUGAGGGUAACAAGCCGAGUAACUCGAUUAUGUUCCCGCUGUUGACACCUGCGACUCUUGGCGCUCUCAUUGCAAUGUACGAACAUAAGAUAUUCGUGCAGGGUGUUAUCUGGGGUAUCAACUCUUUCGACCAAAUGGGUGUUGAACUUGGUAAGGUUCUCGCUAAGAACAUCCUCGCACAGCUCGACAAGCCCGAGGACGUCACUGGACAUGACAGCUCCACCACUGGUCUCAUCCACUACUAUCAAAAAUUCAGGAAGGAGUAAUCUCCUCCUGAUGACUCGGAACAUGCUUCAGAUUGCAAUACUAAUAGAAUGGAGAUCAUCGACCAAACUGCAACGAUCGAUUGCUACUAAAUAUAUGUAUGAAGGAUAUCGAUAAAUACAAAUGCAAACUGUACAAUGAUAUAGAG